CGAAAUAAUCCUAGCGAUUCCGAGUUGGUACGAUUGGGCAACAUUGUAGUGGAUAGAGUUGUUCCGAUGUUGAUGAAAGACAUCAUAAUAAAACCAGCAUUUGUUCAUGGAGAUCUGUGGAGUGGCAAUUGGAGUGUUAACGCAGAUACCGGUGAACCUGUGAUAUAUGAUCCUUCGCCUUGUUAUGGGCAUAGUGAGUUCGAAUUGUCAAUUAUGACCAUGUUUGGAAGUCCAUCAAAGGAUUUCUUCAAAGAAUAUUAUAAUCAUCAUCCACCGCAAGAACCAUAUUUUAAGGAACGUCAAGAGUUGUAUAAAUUGUAUCAUUAUUUGAAUCAUUAUUUCAUAUUUGGCAGCGGAUAUCGUGGAAGCUGCAUAUCGAUUAUGAGAAGAUUGUGUGCUCUUGCAGAGAAUGAAGAAAAGAUUUGA
Paraglomus brasilianum is the source of this 426-nucleotide messenger RNA. The record is from the annotation of a GenBank genome assembly. Lineage: Eukaryota; Fungi; Glomeromycota; Glomeromycetes; Paraglomerales; Paraglomeraceae.